GAGGCUGGGGGCAGGGCCAGGCAUUGGACAAACAGACCAAAGGUGAGACACCAUGCGGCUCCAGACAGGGCCUGGCCAGCUGGACGGGUGCACAAUGAGGCUGCUGGUCUUCCUGGGCUUGCUGUGGGGCUGGGCAGGCACACUCCCCGGCCCACAGUGGCCUGAGCCCAUGUUUGGGCGCCUGGCAUCGCCUGGCUUCCCCGGGGAGUACGCCAACAACCAGGAGCAGCGCUGGACCCUGACGGCACCCCCCGGCUACCGUCUGCGCCUCUACUUCACCCACUUCCACCUGGAGCUCUCCUACCUCUGCGAGUACGACUAUGUCAAGCUGAGCUCGGGGAGCAAGGUGCUGACCACGCUGUGCGGGCAGGAGAGCACAGACACGGAGCGCGCCCCCGGCAAUGACACCUUCUACUCGCCGGCCUCCAGCCUGGACGUCACCUUCCGCUCCGACUACUCCAACGAGAAGCCGUUCACGGGCUUUGAGGCCUUCUAUGCAGCAGAGGACAUCGAUGAGUGCCAGGUGCCGCCGGGACAGGCAUCUCCCUGCGACCACCACUGCCACAACCACCUGGGUGGCUUCUAUUGCUCCUGCCGCAGGGGCUACGUCCUCCACAGGAACAAGCGCACCUGCUCAGCCCUGUGUUCAGGUCAGGUCUUCACCAACCGGUCGGGGGUGCUCAGCAGCCCUGAAUACCCGCAGCCGUACCCCAAACUCUCAAGUUGCACCUAUGGCAUCCAGCUGGAGGAGAGGUUCAGCAUUAUCCUGGACUUUGUGGGGUCCUUCGACGUGGAGACACACCCGGACACCCAGUGUCCCUACGACACCCUCAAGGUCCGGCUCCCUGGGUCUAGACCUCCUCUGGCUCUGGCGGGUCCGGAGGUGACAGAGCCCCUUCUGCUUUCAGAUUCAAACAAAGAGGAAUAUGGCCCAUUUUGUGGGACAACAUUGCCCCCUAGGAUUGAAACUAAAAGCAAUGCCAUGACCAUCACCUUUGUCACUGAUCAGUCGGGGGACCACACAGGCUGGAAGAUCCACUACGCCAGCACAGCUCAGCCCUGCCCUGGUCCGGUGGCGCCACCUAAUGGCCACAUCGCGCCGGUGCAAGCCGAGUACAUCCUGAAGGAUCGCUUCGCCGUCUUUUGCGAGACCGGUUAUGAGCUUCUCCAAGGUGAUUUGCCCCUGAAAUCAUUUGCUGCCGUCUGUCAGAAAGAUGGAUCUUGGGACCAGCCGAUGCCCACGUGCAGCAUUGUUGACUGUGGCCCUCCUGAUGACCUACCCAGCGGCCAAGCGGAGUCCAUCACAGGCCCUGAAGUGACCACGUACAAAGCGGUGAUUCAGUACCGCUGUGAUGAGUUCUACACAAUGACACCUGAUGACGGUAAAUAUGUGUGUGAGGCUGAUGGAUUCUGGACGAGCUCCAAAGGAGAAACAUCACUCCCAGUCUGUGAGCCUGUUUGUGGAAUAUCAACUCGUACCAUAGGAGGUCGUAUAUACGGAGGGCAGAAGGCAAAGCUUGGUGAUUUCCCCUGGCAAGUCCUGUUACUAGGUCAAGCUACAGCAGCGGGCGCACUCCUGCAGGACGGCUGGAUCCUAACAGCCGCUCACGCUGUAUACACGCAGAAAGAAGCUGCCUCCUCCUUAGACAUCAGAAUGGGUACCGUGAAGAGACUGUCGGCUCAUUACACACAAGCCUGGGCCGAGGCCAUUUUUAUACAUGAAGGUUAUACUCAUGAUGCUGGUUUUGAUAACGACAUAGCACUGAUUAAAUUGAAGAACAGAGUUGUAAUCAAUAGUAACAUCCUGCCUAUCUGUUUGCCAGGAAAGGAAGCUGAAUCCUUCAUGAGGACAAAUGACAUUGGAACCGCAUCUGGAUGGGGAUUAACCCAGAGGGGUUUUCUUGCCAGAAAUCUAAUGUUUGUUGACAUACCAAUUGUCGACCAUCAGAAAUGUACUGCUGCGUAUGAGAAGCACUCCUAUCCAGGGGGGAGGGUAACGGAGAACAUGUUUUGUGCUGGCUUAGAAGGUGGGGGCAAGGACAGCUGUAGAGGGGACAGUGGGGGGGCGUUAGUGUUUCAAGAUAAUGAGACACAGAGAUGGUUUGUGGGAGGAGUGUCCUGGGGUUCCUUUAAUUGUGGGGAAGCAAAUCAGUAUGGAGUCUACACCAAAGUUAUUAACUAUAUUCCCUGGAUCAAGAACAUAAUUAACAAUUUUUAAUUUGUAGGUCUUCAAUGAUUCCUUAGUUUUAAAAAUUCCUGUAAAAGGUCUUAGCAGCCACGUGGCCUGAGAGACACGAACACAUCAGUUGUCGCUCUAACCCCCAAACCACCGCCACACCAUGGGUCAGACCCAUUCCGGGCGCUUCUCACUCGCCAGGUUUUUCGCCUCUUACUCUUCUGAUUCAAGGGGACACAGACAAUUAGGUGGGAUCACCUUUGCCAAUCCAACAGAAACUCGCUGGUUAAAUCUGCGUUUAAUUACUUACAAAGUCCAGUACAUUUUGUAAUGGUUAUCUAUAUUCCUACGAAUUGCCUGUUCAUGUUCUCGGAUGACUAUUCCACCAUGUGGGGGCUUGUUCUUACUAAUCUCUAACACAGCUUUAUAUAUUAUAGCAAUACUGGCUCAGGGAUAACACUGAAUCAUGAUUUUUUUGCAAAUAAACUGGACACAUCGAUAACUUUGGCUUAGGUGCUGGCUGACUCCCAUGUUUAAAAACCAAUACCACAGAUUGGUGAGAUCUAAUUUUUCACUUAUCAAAUUAGCAGACAAAAAGAACAUGGAAUAGCACUGUUUCACAUUGUCAAAGACAACACACAUUUUCUAAAGGACAAUCUGGCAAUGUAUUUGGAAAGCCUUGAGAGCAUGCAUAGUCUUUGACCUAGUAAUUCCAAUGUUAAGAAUUUAUUUUAGCUGUGAGGAUGUUCCUGGCACUUGAAAAUAGACUAAAUAAUGUCCACACACAGAAAAGCGCUGAAUCGAAUGUGCCAUUUCCUUAAGAAGAAAUAUAUUAGAAUUAAGUGGUGUUAUUAUAGAUAAAUCUAUAGUGUUUUCUUCCUUCUUACAACGAACAUGGAAAUACUUGGGCACACUUAACGAACAACGGAUCACAAAUCAUACAAUAGCUGAGUAUAGAACUCAUACACAAGUAAAAGCUACUCACCUAGUACUCAACAACAAAUUAUUCUAAUUAUCACAUACAUCUUCUUUCUCCUAAGGACACAAUUUAAGCCGACUUAACCUUAAAAAUCUCAUGUCAUUUUCGUUGGCUGUUCCUCCUUAAGAAGUUCUAAUAGGUUCACAUUUAACAAAGGGUUUCAUUCUAGCCAAAUCAUCAUCACUCAUGUAUAAAAAUUCAUUGUGAGUUUUGGCCCAAUUUCUCUUGUGCACGUUAAAGGGGAACUUCUUGAGACUCACUUUUUAAAGGUAUCUUUCCAUCACCUUUGUCACAUACAAAAAAGAAAUUGUAUUUUUCCAGUAAGACUCCAGACACUAAACUGUGGUGGCAACAAAUUUUUUAUUCAACUGGUUCAAAAAAGUUUUGAGAAUGAAUGCAUUGAGAUGACCAAAUAGACUUUUAAAAACAAAUCUCUGCGAAAUGGUUUACUUCUAGACUUCAUUUUCUUUUUUCUUUUUUUUU
Leptonychotes weddellii (Weddell seal) is the source of this 3638-nucleotide messenger RNA. The record is from RefSeq and is a predicted model, not a curated record. Lineage: Eukaryota; Metazoa; Chordata; Mammalia; Carnivora; Phocidae.